AUGGCAUCAUACCUGACCGGCAGCGAGGCCUUCACCCGCGAGAAGCAAGCCACCUCCGAUACAAAUACAUCCACAGCAGCCUGGGCCGACAAGUACCGCGGUGCAACAAUUGAAGACCUCGACCCUCCCCCGGCGCUUUCAAUCUCCUCUCAAGACCCUGUUUCUACAGCCCUAAUGGCCGCCUACGAGCGCGACUACACGCACCUUACCGUUAUUUCCCCGACAAAGCGAUCCCUGCUGGGCUACCUCAGCAUCCCACGGCUACGGGAGCUGCUGCAGAGCGGCACCGUGAAAGAAAACGACCCAGUCUCAGCGGCGAUGCAGCGGUUUAACCGCAAACGCGGUAUCUACCAGGUCAUCACGAUGGAUACGCCGCUCGAGGAGCUCGAGCAGUUCUUCGAGAGCGAGAUGGGGCCAAAUGGCGAGAAGCGGGAGAAGCAGCAGUUUGCUGUUGUCACUGAUGUGGCGCGCAAGUUUGUGCUUGGUGUUGCUACUAAGGCGGACUUGGAGGAGUUUGUCAAGCGCAGACCUACCUAA
Penicillium samsonianum is the source of this 537-nucleotide messenger RNA. Its product is annotated as putative cystathionine beta-synthase (beta-thionase). The record is from RefSeq and is a predicted model, not a curated record. NCBI's taxonomy places the organism in Eukaryota, Fungi, Ascomycota, Eurotiomycetes, Eurotiales, Aspergillaceae. Bases 1 to 537 code for a protein of 178 amino acids. The transcript has 2 exons.